This is a messenger RNA of Haplochromis burtoni (Burton's mouthbrooder), 2998 nucleotides long. It is a transcript of the gene slc38a11, whose product is annotated as solute carrier family 38 member 11. Gene Ontology annotation, biological process: amino acid transmembrane transport. Gene Ontology annotation, molecular function: amino acid transmembrane transporter activity. Bases 119 to 1432 code for a protein of 437 amino acids. Lineage: Eukaryota; Metazoa; Chordata; Actinopteri; Cichliformes; Cichlidae. The transcript is spliced from 12 exons. The record is from RefSeq and is a predicted model, not a curated record.
AAUCGAGUAACUGAAACAGAGGGGCGUUUUUACAAACUUCACCCACAAAUAUGUGAGAGUUAACUGCUAAACAGACAGAAGCGAGAAUGAGACGACUGACAACAACAGGUGUUCAAAAAUGGCUCAGCAGUUAAACUCUGAAGAAGGGACCACAUUAAUUCCUCUACAAAAAGAUGCCAGAAAGUCGCGAAGUUCAAUGAUAUCUGCAUCUUUUAAUUUUAUCAAUUCUAUUAUAGGAUCUGGAAUAAUAGGUUUACCAUACGCAUUGAACCAGGCAGGGCUUCCCUUUGGCCUUCUUCUUUUGAUAGUUGUUGGAUUCAUCACAGAUUACUCAAUCAUUCUACUUAUAAAAGGAGGAAACCUGUCAGGGACAAACAGUUAUCAGUCACUUGUACACAGCACAUUUGGUUUCCCUGGAUUUGUAAUUUUAUCUGGACUGCAGUUUCUUUAUCCUUUCAUUGCGAUGAUCAGCUACAACAUCACAAUCGGUGACACACUGACCAAAGUCUUUCAAAGAAUUCCUGGAGUUGGCCCAGAUCACAUACUCGCGGAGCGUCACUUUGUGAUCAUAUUAUCAACUGUUGUUUUCACGUUCCCCCUCUCGCUUUAUCGAAACAUAGAGCGACUUGGGAAGGUGUCCUUCCUGUCAAUGGUGCUGACAGUUAUCAUCCUCAUCAUUGUAAUCAUCAGAGCAGCUACCUUUGGACCCCAAAUCCUCCCCACAGAUGAUGCAUGGGCAUUUGCAAAGUGGAAUGCGAUUCAGGCAGUAGGUGUAAUGUCUUUUGCCUUCAUAUGCCACCACAACAGCUUUCUUAUCUAUGGCUCACUGGAGCAGCCCACUCUUGCUAACUGGUCUCAAGUCACUCACAUCUCCGUAGGCUCAGCACUAAUAAUCAGUGCUGGAUUUGCCGUUGCUGGCUACACAACUUUCACUGGCUACACACAAGGAGACAUAUUUGAGAACUACUGUAGAAAUGAUAACCUGGCAACAUUUGGUCGCUUCUGUUUUGGCAUCAGUAUAAUAACGACAUUCCCACUGGAGUGCUUUGUGACACGAGAAGUAGUAUCUAAUGUCAUUUGCAGCCGAGAUCUUUCAAAAACUAAACAUGCAGCCAUAACCAUGCUCAUAGUUGCAGUCUGCACAUCAGUAUCUUUGGCCUAUGACUGUCUAGGAGUUGUUUUGGAACUGAAUGGUGCUCUGAGUGCCACACCCCUGAUCUUCAUCAUCCCAUCGGCCUGCUUCCUUAAGCUUUCCUCUGGCCGCUGGUUCGAUGGUGAAAACGUGAUACCCGCAGCGUUAAUAAUAAUCGGCUUGUUCAUCAUGAUCACUGGUUUGAUCAUGACUGGCAUCUACCCACAAGGCUGUUCACAUGGAGUGGAGAUGUUCUACUGUGCAGAUGCCAAUGCCUCUAGCACUGUACCACCUGUAUGAAAAUAAUGUGUCAAAUAUUUAGAUGUCUUAAAAAAAACAACUUUUUUGUUUCCCUAAUGUAUACGGACAAACUUUCCUCAAUUCUGUUAUAUGUUUAUUGGCUGCUAGGUUAUUGGUGCUUUGCCUCAUAUUUCAGACUGUAGGGUGGAAGAGGAAGGGCCCUCCAUUAACAUGAAUUUACAUUUUAGUGAAAAAUCAGGUUAUAUAGUUUUUUCAAACUUUUGUCAUAAAAAGAAAAAAAAACUUUAAGGGAGAAUUUUUAAUGGUGGCCACAACCUAGGUGGCCGACUGUUGUUCUUGGGAAUACUCAUCAUGGAUGAGUGUGAUAUUAAGGUAUUCAAAUCCUUUUAGUUUUACUUUAUUCUAAUAAAUUAAUUUAAGUUAUCAUUAUUAUUGUGAUUCUUUUAGACUACAGACUUUUCUUGGUACUUGUAUUUAUUAUAUACAUGGAAGGGAAAUUGUUGGCUUCCGCAUAUUCCCGCAUGAUGUCGGUGUAGACAAAUAAAGCGUUUAUUAAAAGGAAGUAAAAAACAACAACAACAAGGCUUCUUGUGUCUUUUGGCGGACUGCGCUUUAUUUCACUAAAUGGACACAGUCGCUUGUGGAUUUUAUUUAUAAGUGGUUGAGCUAAGUUGUUACUUUACGUGGUAAUGUCAAGUUGUCAGUUUACUCGAAUACGCUAGCGUUAUAUUCUGAAAGCCACAUUAGUACUAGGGAGCAAAUGAGAGAAACGCCCCGUUUUUGCGCUUCAGUGUUGCGAUGCAGCGUCAGAGAUGUACGCAGAAAAGUUGACGGAGUUGUGCACUGUAUCAAUAGACACACAUAUAUGACUGCAUGUAGUUCAUAGGGAGGGAGGGGGGAGGAUAAACUACUCUAGGAUGGACUGCAAAACGGAGUUAUGGAUCAUUUAUCAAGACAGUAGGACUCCACAACCAAGGUUAACUUUUUUUUUAAUACUGAUGGAAGUUUGAAGCUGCUUAGAAAACCAGCAAGGCGUGAUCAGUAAAAGGUUUAAUUACAAUGCAUCUCUUUGUUGCUGUUUUUGCAAAUGGUGCAUGGAUUAAGUUUGUUGAUUUGAUAUUCUGUAAUACAAAUGUUUUUUUUUUCUGUCCAAAUUGCAGUUAAAGAUGCUGUUAAGACAUUAUAGGACAAAAUUUCAUAUCAGCUUUUGGUUUAUAGCCUUGGAGAUGGCGUCAGCUGCUUGUAAUCCAGUGGUUGGAAUCAUAAAAAUUAGCUUUUUAUAGUUGGUCUUUAUAUUCUUGGCAUUCAGAGGCCAUCUCAUGAGAUUUUCAGAUUGAAAUUCGAGGUGAGAUGGAGAAUUUGAGUAUAUGACAGUUUCCAAUUCAGUCUUCCACAAUAGCUGUACAAAGUUUCAAGUCCUGACUUCAAGUCCCGCUGUAAUUUCUCCAUUUGUUAAAAUAGCAUUCAGGCACAUAAUUCUCAAAAAAACAAAACAAAAAAACAAACAAGACAAAAUACACCAAAACAAAACACAGCUCUCUCAGUCUGAAUUUUAUUCAUAUUCCAUAAGUAUUGUGUCAUCUGAGAUCACAGCCACACUCCUUG